Messenger RNA from Sorex fumeus (smoky shrew), 1621 nucleotides. RefSeq names its product ras homolog family member J (gene RHOJ). The record is from RefSeq and is a predicted model, not a curated record. The transcript has 5 exons. Gene Ontology annotation, biological process: small GTPase-mediated signal transduction. NCBI's taxonomy places the organism in Eukaryota, Metazoa, Chordata, Mammalia, Eulipotyphla, Soricidae. The coding region runs from base 329 to 1039 and encodes 236 amino acids. Gene Ontology annotation, molecular function: GTP binding; GTPase activity.
UCCAUGUUAGCCGUGAAGUUAAAAAUGGGGAAGAUUUAGCAAAAUUCUGGUGUUUUUAGCUAAGCUGGAGAAAAGAAGUGCAUAAAGAAAAUCUCAGUUGAAAUUUUUAGACAGUCAGGGAGUCCCCUGGAAUUUAGUGAUAAUGAGGGUUUCUUAACUCAGCUGAUAGGAAACGGGACAGACUCUUUCCAUCAGUCCAUCUGGGUGUUACCUUCCUUUACCAGCAUGGCAAACCAGAGGGCACAUGCCAGCCACGUUGGACAUGUCUCUCUGAUCCCAAGGUACUCAAAGUGAGUGAAGGCAGCCUGCCGCUGACUUUCCCCACUUCAUGGGCUUCUGGAGUAGCAGGAGAAGCAACAGCAGCAGCAGAACAGCCACAGCUGGAACUGCAACAAUGAACUGCAAGGAGAGAAAUGACAGCAGCUGUGGCUGCAGUGGCAACGAAGAGAAGAAGAUGCUGAAGUGUGUGGUGGUGGGGGACGGUGCCGUGGGAAAAACCUGCCUGCUGAUGAGCUACGCCAAUGAUGCCUUCCCAGAAGAAUACGUGCCCACUGUGUUUGACCACUAUGCAGUUACUGUGACUGUGGGAGGCAAGCAGCAUUUGCUUGGAUUGUAUGACACUGCAGGACAGGAGGACUACAACCAACUGAGGCCGCUCUCCUACCCCAACACUGAUGUGUUUUUGAUCUGCUUCUCUGUUGUGAAUCCUGCCUCUUACCACAAUGUCCAGGAGGAAUGGGUCCCUGAGCUGAAGGAUUGCAUGCCCCAUGUGCCUUAUGUCCUCAUAGGGACACAGAUUGAUCUCCGCGAUGACCCCAAAACCUUGGCCCGUUUGCUGUACAUGAAAGAGAAACCUCUCACUUACGAGCAUGGUGUGAAGCUUGCAAAAACGAUUGGAGCACAGUGCUAUUUGGAAUGCUCGGCCCUGACUCAGAAAGGUCUCAAAGCAGUUUUUGACGAAGCAAUUCUCACCAUCUUCCACCCCAAGAAGAAAAAGAAAUGCUGCUCUGAGUGUCACAGCUCCUGUUCAGUUAUCUGAGGUGGCUUGAAAUCUGUCUCCACCCUAUCUCAGGGUGUGAAUAGCAGCCAACCUCCGUCCUUGCGCUCAAGCCAACAAGGAGGGCACAGCCAGAGAGGACGUCCCCUCAUGCACAGGCUUGCUCCUCCUCCCUGUGAACCGGCCAAGCUCAGCACACUAGCCAGCCAGCUGCCACCUCCUUCCUACCAGCCAGAAGCACCCACGUUGCACACUCCACAAGGAUGUUGACACAGUCUGUGUCACUGCUGACCGUGUUGGUGACGGUCAAAGAUCGCCUUGCUUUUUCUCUCUCCAUCCACCCCCCACCACCACCCUGUGAACAAGCAAUCACCACGGAAGACCCAGAAGAGGCACUCAGCUCCUGAACUGGUGGUCUUUCUUGAUGUCUUUCACAAAAUAGAGGACAACAGUACUAACCACAGCUCUGAAUCUGUUACUCUACCCAUGUGUCUUAGAUUUAUUUGUAUUAUUUUAAGAAACUUACUAAUUCACCAGUUUACUCAGGCCUUACAGACCCAGACCAAAUUUGUCCAAAGACAAAGUGUUUUUUCUGGUUCUCUUUUUUGCAUGUUUCUACCAAAG